CAAGUCCUCCUCGUAUUGGUAAAAAAAAGUUACAGCAAUUUAGUAAUAAAGUUGCUAAAUUACAGAGCCCUAUCAAGCGCGAUCAAAGCGUUUUUAACUGACGUGGCACGGCGUGGGCGUGGCUUAGCAUUGUCAACAUCCUGGCCAGAUAAACUGGUUUCUCCAAAAUGGCGACGGGCGACCAGAGGGAGGCAGGUCCGGACGACCCGGAGAGCGACGUUGAGGUGUAUGAAGUCGUGGACCUGACAGAAUAUGCCCGGAGGCAUCAGUGGUGGUGCAGGGUGUUCGGGAGCAACUCGGGCCCGAUUGCUGAGAAGUAUUCCGUGGCCACUCAGAUCGCGAUGGGAGGGGUGACUGGAUGGUGUGCCGGUUACGUCUUCCAGAGAGUUGGGAAGAUCGCUGCUACCGCUGUCGGUGGAGGGUUCCUUCUUCUACAGAUUGCCAAUCACAGUGGCUACGUGCAGGUGGACUGGAAGAAAGUGGAGAAGGACGUGAACAAAGCAAAGAAGCACCUGAAGAAGAAAGCAAACAAAGCAGUCCCUGAAAUAAACACAUUCAUUGAGGAGACCACAGACUUCAUAAAGAGGAACAUUGUCAUGUCCAGCGGCUUUGUCGGCGGAUUCUUUCUGGGUUUGGCCUCGUAAAGAUCUGAUGCACGCGCCACAGUCUCCACUUACUGUGAAUCACAUCGCUACAUAGGUCACUUUCCUCUCCACUGUUUUACCUCUCGAGACCCCUCGUGUGCAUUGAUUUAUCUCUUAAUGAACUGAAUGAGGGGUUAUGUUGAGCAUUAAAGCAUGAUCUGUUGUGACGAUGGUACUAUGUUCUAGUUUUAAAUCAAUUGCAGUUACUUAUUUCCAAUUUGAAGUGUGUAUGAGGGGGGGCAGUAAAGAAUUAGGGUUUUUGGAUUGUACCGCAGGACUCUCUUCUUGGGCGCCCAACAUGCACGCUGCCUGCCAAACUGCUAAAUAUGCCAUAAACUUGCACAGUGGUGUCUCGAUUGUCCAUCCCCUCAUGCAUUCGCCUGGUGGAUGCUAAUCUUAUGUUGUUAAUAAAUUGGCACGUGUGGGCGCCACUGAAAGUAUAUAGCCAGCCCCCUUUUCAGAGCUGUAAAUACCCACACAAGAGAAACGAUUGUAUAAACAUCACUGAAGGCUGGAAAGUGGGAAGUUAACACUAUUUUUAAAGUCUUUCACACUGGCUGGAGUACUUUCUCCACUGUUAUUGACAUACAACACAUCACAUACAUAAAUCAGAGCCAAAUGUUAUUUAUGUAUUUUAAAGUGACCACGAACACAAAAACAGAUUGUGUAUUCCCAUAAUCCUCUGCUCCACAAUGCACUUUCCUGACAGGACGAGCGUUUGCUGUACAAGAGACACACAGUCCUGUCAUUAAAGAGCAUAAUGGAGCAGCGGUUGUGAUUCCUCACUUUUGUCCUUGUGCAUUUAGUAGUUAAAUAUCCACAUCAGACACACAGUGUAGAUCACAAGUUGCUUAUUUUUGUUUUUACUUUUUUGCCUUUUUCUACCAGUGCAAUAUACAGUAAUGUUUCAGAUGCAAGUUUGGUUUGAAUACCUUUUUUUAGUGUCUCCAACUUGCGUUUUGUUUGCUCAUAUUCCCUCUGUUUCUAAUGUUGUUCUGAUCAUUUGAGCCGUAUGAACUUCGAGUGUCUUUUGAGAAAAAGUUGCCAAAUUUUGUUUUGAGUAACAAUAAAAAAAAUCAAAAGUU
Molecule: messenger RNA, 1729 nt
Organism: Scophthalmus maximus (turbot)
Lineage: Eukaryota; Metazoa; Chordata; Actinopteri; Pleuronectiformes; Scophthalmidae
Product: FUN14 domain-containing protein 1
Exons: 5
Coding region: 168-644 (158 amino acids)
Biological process (GO): autophagy of mitochondrion
Cellular component (GO): mitochondrial outer membrane
Source: RefSeq, a predicted model, not a curated record